AUGGCCACCCUGCUCCGCAGCAAGCUGUCCAAUGUGGCCACGUCCGUGUCCAACAAGUCCCAGGCCAAGGUGAGCGGCAUGUUUGCCAGGAUGGGUUUUCAGGCGGCCACGGACGAGGAGGCGGUGGGCUUCGCGCACUGCGACGACCUCGACUUUGAGCACCGUCAAGGCCUGCAGAUGGACAUCCUGAAAGCCGAGGGCGAGCCCUGUGGGGAUGAGGGCGCCGAACCGCCCGUCGAGGGAGACAUCCAUUACCAGCGCGGCGGCGGCGCUCCGCUGCCGCCCUCGGGCUCCAAGGACCAGGCCGUGGGGGCAGGUGGCGAGUUUGGGGGCCACGACAAGCCCAAGAUCACGGCGUGGGAGGCAGGCUGGAACGUGACCAACGCCAUUCAGGGCAUGUUCGUGCUGGGCUUACCCUACGCCAUCCUACACGGUGGCUCUGGGUUGUUUCUCAUCAUCUUCGCCGCGGUGGUGUGCUGCUACACUGGCAAGAUCCUUAUCGCGUGCCUGUACGAGGAGAACGAGGACGGCGAAGUGGUGAGGGUGCGGGACUCAUACGUGGCCAUAGCCAAUGCGUGCUGCGCGCCACGCUUUCCCACGCUGGGCGGCCGCGUAGUCAACGUGGCGCAGAUCAUCGAGCUGGUGAUGACUUGCAUCCUGUAUGUGGUGGUGAGCGGCAACCUCAUGUACAACAGCUUUCCGGGGCUGCCCGUGUCGCAGAAGUCCUGGUCCAUCAUCGCCACAGCGGUGCUGCUGCCCUGCGCUUUCCUGAAGAACCUCAAGGCGGUGUCCAAGUUCAGUCUGCUGUGCACGUUGGCUCACUUCGUCAUCAAUAUCCUGGUCAUAGCUUACUGUCUAUCACGGGCGCGUGAUUGGGCUUGGGAGAAGGUCAAGUUCUAUAUCGAUGUCAAGAAGUUCCCCAUCUCCAUUGGCAUCAUCGUGUUCAGCUAUACGUCGCAGAUCUUCCUGCCUUCCCUGGAGGGCAACAUGCAGCAGCCUAGCGAGUUCCACUGCAUGAUGAACUGGACGCACAUCGCCGCCUGCGUGCUCAAGGGCCUCUUCGCUCUGGUCGCCUAUCUCACCUGGGCCGACGAGACCAAGGAGGUCAUUACGGAUAACCUGCCCGGCUCCAUCCGCGCUGUGGUCAACAUCUUUCUGGUGGCUAAGGCGCUGUUAUCCUAUCCGCUGCCCUUCUUCGCUGCUGUUGAGGUGCUGGAGAAGUCGCUCUUCCAGGAAGGCAGCCGUGCCUUCUUCCCCGCCUGCUAUGGUGGCGACGGGCGCCUCAAGUCGUGGGGGCUGACGCUGCGCUGCGCGCUGGUGGUCUUCACGCUGCUCAUGGCCAUCUACGUGCCGCACUUCGCGCUGCUCAUGGGCCUCACUGGUAGCCUCACCGGCGCCGGCCUCUGCUUCCUCCUGCCGAGCCUCUUUCACCUGCGCCUGCUCUGGCGCAAGCUGCUGUGGCACCAAGUCUUCUUCGACGUCGCCAUCUUCGUCAUUGGCGGCAUCUGCAGCGUGUCCGGCUUCGUGCAUUCCCUGGAGGGCCUCAUUGAGGCCUACCGAACCAACGCGGAGGACUAG
Messenger RNA from Castor canadensis (American beaver), 1578 nucleotides. RefSeq names its product solute carrier family 32 member 1 (gene Slc32a1). Gene Ontology annotation, molecular function: L-amino acid transmembrane transporter activity. Gene Ontology annotation, biological process: amino acid transmembrane transport. NCBI's taxonomy places the organism in Eukaryota, Metazoa, Chordata, Mammalia, Rodentia, Castoridae. Gene Ontology annotation, cellular component: vacuolar membrane. The record is from RefSeq and is a predicted model, not a curated record.